Molecule: messenger RNA, 834 nt
Organism: Cladocopium goreaui
Lineage: Eukaryota; Dinophyceae; Suessiales; Symbiodiniaceae
Source: the annotation of a GenBank genome assembly
AUGUCGACGGGAAAUCCUUAUGGCCUCUCCGAGAUUUCACACUAUGGCUCCAUGCGCAAUGUGGGCGGCAAAGCAGGGGGCUUCAUCAACAAGAAGUUCUUCCAUCCAUCGUCCCUGCGCAACCAGGAGAAGCUGUGGAAGGCCAUCACUUCCGAUGCCGCAGAGAAGCGGAAGCAAGAUGAUUUGGAGAAGGCAAGAGAAGAAGAGAGAAAAGUGGACGCCUUACGAAAGGAGAUGUACUUAGCUGGUCAGUCAAAGAGUGCAAUGUUCACCGCAGCGAGUUCAUCAGAAGGGAAGGAACGCGGCACCUUGGAACAGAUCAAGGCGAACCGCGAGCUGAAACGCCGCAAGGAGCUUCUGAAGGAGGCGAAAGAAGCCAAAGACGAGGCGAAAGAGGCGAAAGACGAGGAGAUAGAAAUCUUAGAGGAGUACCUAGCCAGCCCUGACCCCAACGUCAAGCUGGAGGAGGAUGCAGGUGAAGGGACCGCAAAUAGCGCAGGGAGCGCAGCCAGUAGCCGCACAUUGGUGAAAUCCAAGUAUCCCGAGGACUGGGCUGGCUUAUGGCCCCAGAAAUUUGGUGCUGCGGGUAUUCUGGGUGAAUAUUUCCAGGACAUCACCGUGCGCGGGCACUCGCAGAUUUGGGGCUCCUGGUUCACCACGGACGAGCAGCGCUGGGGUUUCGGCUGUUGCCACAUCACGGACCUCCUUGCACGAUGUCCUCACGGGCCGGAGGAGGAGGAGCCCCCUUUGGAGAAACCCGCCAAAAAAAAGCGACGGCGCAAUGAAAAAGCCGAGGCUGCAUCGCCAGCUGAGCCGAGUCAGGGAAGUGUUUAA